This is a messenger RNA of Schizosaccharomyces octosporus yFS286, 2071 nucleotides long. RefSeq names its product DNA-directed RNA polymerase II complex subunit Rpb9. Bases 1469 to 1810 code for a protein of 113 amino acids. The record is from RefSeq and is a predicted model, not a curated record. Gene Ontology annotation, biological process: DNA-templated transcription; maintenance of transcriptional fidelity during transcription elongation by RNA polymerase II; transcription-coupled nucleotide-excision repair. Gene Ontology annotation, molecular function: zinc ion binding; DNA-directed RNA polymerase activity; nucleic acid binding. The transcript has 5 exons. Gene Ontology annotation, cellular component: RNA polymerase II, core complex. Lineage: Eukaryota; Fungi; Ascomycota; Schizosaccharomycetes; Schizosaccharomycetales; Schizosaccharomycetaceae.
CAACUACAACCAAAGGAAGCACAAAUAGUAUUUCUAUGCUUUAUUUAUACUAUAAAAAAUUUACGUGCAUUAGUAUUAGCAUAUAGAAAUAAUAGACAAGUGGCAAGGAACGGUAAAAGAUGAGGAAGAAACGAAGCUUAGUCAAGAAUGAUUAUUUUCCUAAACCAGAGGCAGUCUUAGUGGCUUGUUCAAUACCACGAGCAAUUGUACUACGGAUUUUUCCGUCUUCCAAUGCCAACAAUCCGCUAAUCGUACACCCAGCUGGAGUAGAAACGUCGUUACGAAUCUUUGCAGGGUGUUGACCUUGUAAAACCAUUUGUCCGGUACCAACCAUGGUUUGGGCGGCAAGUUCCUGAGCCUGUGCAAAGGGAAUUCCCAUCAUAACACCACCAUCAGUCAUGGCUUCAAUCAUGGUAGCAACAAAGGCGGGUCCACUACCACACAUGGCAGUAGCAGCAUCAAUGAGUUUUUCAGGAAGCUUCAUAGUACGUCCAAUUCCGUUAAAUACCCAUUCAGCAAAUUCCACAUCUGCCUCCGUAGCAUUGGGAGCAGGACAAAGCACACUCAUACUUUCACGGAUGCGACUAGCGGUGUUGGGCAUGAUACGAAUAAUACGAGUGCUGUCGUCCAACAAAGUCUUUAAGGAAUCAAUUGUUUUACCGGCCAAAAUUGAUAAGAUCAACUUUCCUUUUAAUGCCUCCUUCAUGCCUGGAGCACUUAAUACCUCUUCAGCACCUUGAGGCUUGCAACUAAGCAACAAAACGUCGCUUGCUUUCGCCUUUUGAACAUUUUCUUCAGCGGUGACGGAAAUUCCAACCGUUUCACCAAACAGCUUUUCAAUAUCACGGGCUUCUUGAGCAAACUUUACACAAGCAUAGAAUCUAUCGGGAACCGAUACAUUCUUAGAGACUUGCUGAUCUUGCUCUUUGAUGGAGUCGAAGAUACCGGUCAAAAGGGCUUUGCCCAUAGUGCCGCAUCCGAGCACACAAAAUCCUGACAUAUUAAUUUCUUUUAUAUUCUUCUUCUACUAGUUUGCCCUUAAUAAACUCAGCAACGGUAGAAAGAGACUAGUACAUUUUAUCUUUGAUUUGUUUGAUAUAUCAUCAAUUAAUGUGACUCGUUGAGUUUCCUAUUGUGCUUUAUCGAAUGCUACUGUACAUUCGUUAAAUUAUUGAGUUUCUGUGGUUAUCCUAUUAAUAUAUGAUAAUAUUAUAUAUUGAUAAAUUUCAAGUUUUAGAAGCACGAGUUGUUUUAUACUCAUUAUACAUAUAUUUUUUUUACUUAAAAAGAGAUUUCUUGAGUGAAAUGUGAAACAUUGAACCUAUAGGGAUCGAAAAGAAGUCAUCACGAAGUGUUGGUAGUUGACGCAUUCAUUUUCGACACACUCUCUACGACACACAACGUCUGGUUUGCGAAAAGCUUGAGUUAUAGGACUUUUUUCUUUCUUUUGUAUUUUCUUAUUAAAAAUAUGUCAAAUUUUCAAUAUUGUAUUGAGUGUAAUAACAUGCUAUAUCCAAGAGAAGAUAAAGUGACAAGAAUCCUUCGAUUAGCAUGUAGAAAUUGCGACUAUUCAGAGGUUGCAGCCACUAGCAAGGUCUAUCGACAUGAGUUGAUGACAUCGAAUGUCGAAGGUCUUCAUUUCUCUCAAGAUGCUGCUACUGAUUACACUCUUCCACGGACUGAAAAAGAAUGUCCUCGUUGUCACCAUCAGGAAGCCGUUUUUUACCAGAUGCAUUCCCGUCGUGGUGAUUCAAGAAUGACAUUGGUAUACGUAUGCGCAGGUUGCGGUUUUGCGUACGAGGAUCAAUAAUUCAUGAAAUCACCUUACAAAAAAAGUGUUUCUUAGGAAUUACGGAUAGUUUACGAGCCGUUUACGUUGGUAUCAUUUGUUAUGCUGACCUUUUUAACUUCCUUUCAUACUACGAUACUGGUUUGAUUGAUAGGACCAGCCACCUAAAGCGAAUAUCGAUUCACCAGCCACCUGGUGACAUACCCCUUCGUUCUUUAUAAUGACCCUUCCCUCCUUUCCUUUCUAUAUUCGAAGAAUAUUUUUUGUACAUUUCAAAAAAUA